CUUUUCUUGGCCGGUAGGUGCUAUGUCAGCCUAAAUAACUAAAAGUUUGACUUGUCAGCCAUCCUUCUGCGUCAUCCUUCAUCAAUAUCCUCACCACUAUCCUUAUUAUAUAUCCCGCUCCGUCUUACUGCGCAGCCAUUCUCUCCAACCGUCUCUAUCUCCUCAUUUUACGCUGCUUCUUGGUAUCCGGAGAAUUUUUUUACCUGAUAUCGACUAUUACCGACCACCCAACAUUCAUUCCUUUGUUACAAUUUGCCCCUUUUGGGAUAUUGAUUUGGAUAUACGGGAGAAGGCCAGGAUUGGCUUGGAAUAAGGUUGGAUGGAAGACUGUGCACUCUCUGGGGCCACCUGGAGUGAUCUUCUCCCAUCGCCAUCGACGAUUCUACUUCACAUUACGCGGCUUCUGGAUUUCUACGGCUCCAAAAUUUCCAUUCUCGGUGUCUGUGUGGUCCUUGACCCUACAUAUGAAACUCAUUGUGGGCGCUGAAGGCUGGAGAAGUGCGAAGGAUUUCCCUCAAGUCUGAGAGUCAAAUAUUUCCUACCAUUACGCGGCUCCAGAAUACUCGCCUCCACCCGACCAUGUCUCCACUGCAUCUAGCUUCAAGCUCAAACACGAGGACCUCUUCCAACAGGUUAGAUACGAACAAUGCCACGAAACAACAUGGAAUUGCCACUCAAAGACCUCGGACAAAACAAUACAGGCCGUCUACGCUUCAUGAUUUGCCUCUGUCGGCAAAUGUUCUGAGGGCCAGGAGUAAUCACAAUCAUACAUGCGCCAUCCAUGGUCGAAGACGAGCUGCAGUUUCGGAUCCACCAGCUCUCACAAUACCAUUGACUGCUUCCACACGGUCUCGCCGACUGCCUACUCCACCAGGAGUAGUCGGUGCCACAAGCAUUGGUGCAGCAGAAGCUACCCGCCGAUAUAAUUCUCGGCGGUCUCCAAGAGAAAGCCUCGAAGAGGCUUUCUACGACUGCCAGGAGGCUAGCGUUGGGUUCUUAACGCCAUCACUCAACCAAUCGCACAGUGAUCCGCCUAGUAGGGAUGACGAUAACCCAACUGGAGACAUGAUUCGCAUACUCUGCUGUUAUCUGCCGAAGGUACAUCUUCCACAGCUUCUACCUAUUUCUUGUUUGGGGUUUUCCAUUGCAAAGGGUGAGCCAAUGAUAGUAAGUGGCAGUGAUGCCACCCGUGCGAAUCUGCCGGCAAGAGCCUGGGGUAAGAAAUCAGCUUCUGUUUCGAAUGAUGAAGCGAUGCCCUCUGGUGGAAACACGAAUACUGUUACCACUCUGGUAAAAAAGUCUAUGGACUUGAUCCGAGGCACGAAGGUUGGGUCUCUUGGCCGAAGUGAUAGCACUAUUACUGUUCGCCGCAAUGCAUUAUUCAGCCAUGGCAGACGAACCGAUACAGUAACUGAGAUGGCUACAAAACAAAACAUCCAAGGCAAUAUACCACAUCAGAUGGAACUUCCCACAAUAGUCACUCUCCGACGCGCCAUUGCCGUUCUAAACACUCUCGCUCAGCCACCUACGCACAACGUCAGCGCUGACAUGAAUGACGCUGCGAUGCUUCGAGAAUACCGUCGCAGCAUUCGAUCGAUGGCAUUGCCGGCCGAGUAUUUGAUUACAUCUGAGGAGAUCAGAAGUUUGAAAAACCAGAUGAAGAGCCAAUUUAUUGGACCAGAUCCAAAAGAGACUGCCUUGGUCAAGAAGAAGAAAUCCCUGGUUGGGCUUGGUUGGAAGGGAAGAGUCAAGAAAUCAAGCAGCGGAUCAAUGGUCUGGUUUGGAGCUCCGCGCAAAAAUCUCGAGUCGAGGGUCGCGCUCUCCGUUUCAAAUAUCCAUACAGCAUCGGUGUCAGUCUUAAACCGCGGGCGAAAGGGCUAUUUUAUAUCUCAACAAACGAGCAUCAUCCCCAUGCUGAUGACAGGAAAGAGUAUACAUGAGAUAGUCUGGGAAGACGACGGAAACCCACAGAACCUUUUUUCUUCGACGUGGAGCGUUGCGACUAGUCUGGCACAGGUCGAUUUGGUGACUCGGUCUCCUAACUCAUGUCCCCGAGAGCCCGACCCAGCCCCUAUUGAAGAUAUAGAAUCAUACGGCGGCGGGACUGCAAUCAUGGGUAUAAAUAGAACAUUUAAGACUGUCUGGGAGCACCCCUCCGAGGAGGUUUCAGAUACGCCUUAUGACAUUGACAAAUCUCUCUCGCUCUCCGAAGUGAUGAUUCCAAGCUAUGUGACUCAGCAGGUUUCCAUCUGCACACCAAAACCCAUCGCCGAUGGUGUCUGGCUCCCGCCAAUUUCGACCUUUAAUGCGCCAUUGGUUGAAAUUCCGGCUGCCAAUCUACGCACCUCGGCGCUAGACCUUGGGCCUGCUUAUGACAUUUGGAGAGAUUACUAUGUCUCUUUGAUUACACAGUCUAAGCAUCCACUGUUAGGAAAACAAGGUUUAGCGGCACCAGUAACCAUUUCGCAACCCAAGCCAUCGCCAUGGAGACAUUCCACCCAUAGUCUAGUGAGAGUUCCAGUAGGCUCACGGCCGAAGCCCUCACUGUGGAGCAGCGAUGUCGCAGCCUCGGGCCAGAUUAGUGCCACCCGCGAUGGCAGAGAGUCAACGGCAGAAAAUACUCUGCGGCUAUGGAAGCGAGCCUCAGCGCGUCGUCUACGAGGUGCUCUGGGUAUGGGAAGCGGUGAGAGCUGGAGACGCGUGAUGGGCGUAGAAAAUAUCAAAGAUGCGGAGAUCGAUGGUGCUUUGUCAUCUGCAGCAGAUGACAGAGCACCAUGGGGAGCAGAGGCCCUGGAUGAUGUGUCUAUUAUCUCUGAUGAUGCGGAAAGCGAUGGAUCGUGGAAGAGAGAUGCGAUAUCGCGGAAAGGGAAAAGGAGGUUGUUGAGGAGGAUUAGCCAGAGGGCCGCGCGUGCGAGACAAAAAUUGAUGGCGGCACGCGAAGAGAAAGCCAGGCAGGGGACAGAGAACGGAAAAGGUGAGGAGGGAGUGGAUGGAGGCGGCUAUCCUUCUGAGAGGACUCUCGACCAUCGCGGGAUGCUGGAAGAAAAGUCGAAGCAUGAGGAACUGGAAGAGUGGAUGAGAAGUUUAGAAGCAACGCCUGUCUUGAGACCUCGGUCUGGCAGAAAUUACAUGAAUUUGUACGGAAGCAGCAGAGCUACUGAUCGGAAGACUGGCGAUCAUCGGCCCUUCAAGCUUAAGGGUGAAUCGCGGAGAAGCGUUAGUAUCACUACGAUUGUGUAGGAUGGCUGUGUCGUAAUGCGGACUGGGAUUAUCAUUAAGAAAAAUUGCUGGAAUGGGGAUAGAAAGCGAUGUCAAUAGUCGCGCACUAGACUGGUAGAAAUCAAG
Pseudogymnoascus verrucosus is the source of this 3345-nucleotide messenger RNA. RefSeq lists its product as uncharacterized. The transcript has a single exon. The record is from RefSeq and is a predicted model, not a curated record. Bases 580 to 3240 code for a protein of 886 amino acids. Lineage: Eukaryota; Fungi; Ascomycota; Leotiomycetes; Thelebolales; Thelebolaceae.